AUGAUGCCCGUCACCGUGAUCAAAGUCCGCUACGAAUCUGACUUUUACGCAUACCGCAGCCUCUGGGGCGCAGGGCGCGACAUCGUGCGAACAGAGGGAUUCAAAGGACUCUUCGCCGGCUUUGGAGCGACCGCCGCCCGCGACGCACCCUAUGCCGGCCUCUAUGUGGUGAUCUACGAGCAGCUAAAGCGACGCCUCGCCUCAUUAGCAACCAAAGGUGCAAGCGACGGAUCACAGCAGGUUGCGUCAUCAUCGUCGAUUAAUUUCGUGUCAGGCGCAUCGGCUGCCGGGCUCGCUACGGCUAUUACCAACCCUUUUGAUGCGGUGAAAACGAGACUCCAACUCAUGCCGGCCAAGUAUGGGAAUAUGCUGCGCGCAGUCCGGCUGAUGGUGCACGAAGAUGGGAUACGCAGUCUGUUCGGAGGCUUUGGAUUGCGGAUGGGGCGGAAGGCGCUUAGUUCGGCUCUUGCGUGGACUGUAUAUGAGGAGCUGAUUCUCCGGGCUGAGAAGAGGUGGUCUGCAAAGCAUCAGAUGGAUAUGUAA
This is a messenger RNA of Penicillium chermesinum, 543 nucleotides long. Its product is annotated as Mitochondrial glycine transporter. Lineage: Eukaryota; Fungi; Ascomycota; Eurotiomycetes; Eurotiales; Aspergillaceae. Gene Ontology annotation, cellular component: mitochondrion. Gene Ontology annotation, biological process: glycine import into mitochondrion. Gene Ontology annotation, molecular function: glycine transmembrane transporter activity. The record is from RefSeq and is a predicted model, not a curated record. The transcript has a single exon. Bases 1 to 543 code for a protein of 180 amino acids.